Molecule: messenger RNA, 3834 nt
Organism: Pollicipes pollicipes
Lineage: Eukaryota; Metazoa; Arthropoda; Thecostraca; Pollicipedomorpha; Pollicipedidae
Product: plexin-A4
Biological process (GO): regulation of cell migration; semaphorin-plexin signaling pathway
Cellular component (GO): semaphorin receptor complex; plasma membrane
Molecular function (GO): semaphorin receptor activity
Source: RefSeq, a predicted model, not a curated record
AUGGCGGCUCCCGGCCAGGGAGACAGGGUGUCCAAGGUGAAGGUGCAGGAGUGCCACCUGUACGCCUCGUGCGGCGAAUGCCUGGGCGCCAGGGACCCCUACUGCGGCUGGUGCUCGCUGGAGAACAAGUGCAGCGUGCGGACUAGCUGCCAGGACGCGGCCAAGGACGCGCUCUACUGGAUUAACUACAAGUCGGACCGGUGCACCACCAUCGAGUCGGUGACGCCGCACCAGCUGCAGGCCACCACGGCGCGCACGGGCCGGAACCUGAACCUGGCCUGUAAGGACACGGACGUCACAGUCAGGAUCGGCACCGAGUUCUGCAACGUCACCUCGCUCUCUCAGAACCAGCUGACGUGUAAGCCGCCGAAGAAGGCGCCGCUGGCCAUCGGCAGUGACGGCCAGCCCACCGACCGGGAGCUGCCGCAAGUUGUGGUGAGCAUCGGCAGCCGCCUGAACUACACCAUCGGCCGGCUGUCGUACGCGGCGCUGGCACACGGCAGCGGAGUCCUGCCCGAGCCGGUCAUCAUCGGCGUGGCGGUAGCGGCCUGUCUGCUGGUGCUGGCUGUCAUCGGUAUCCUGAUCGCCUACAAGCGCAAGUCAUCCGAGAGUUCGCGCGUGCUCAAGAACAUGCAGGAGCAGAUGGACGUGCUGGAGCUGCGCGUGGCCGCCGAAUGCAAGGAAGCGUUCGCCGAGCUGCAGACGGAGAUGACGGACCUGACGUCUGACAUCACCGGCAUCGGCAUUCCCUUCCUGGAGUAUCGCGCCUACUGCAUGAAGAUCCUGUUCCCGAGCCAGGAGGACCACCCGGUGCUGCAGUGGAACAACCGGCCCGACCUGCAGCGCCGCGAGAAGGGGCUGCGCCUCUUUGGCCAGCUUGUCAUCAACAAGACAUUCCUGCUGCUCUUCAUACGCACCCUGGAGAGCAACCGAUACUUCAGCAUGCGCGACAGGGUGAACGUGGCGUCGCUGAUCAUGGUGACGCUGCAGUGUCGGAUGGAGUACUCCACUGACAUCUUGAAGACGCUGCUUUCUGAGCUCAUCGAGAAGUGCACCGAGGGGAACGGCUCGCACCCCAAGCUGCUGCUGCGGAGAACCGAGUCGGUGGCGGAGAAGAUGCUGUCCGCUUGGUUCACGUUCCUGCUGUACAAGUUCCUGCGGGAGUGCGCCGGCGAGCCGCUGUACCUGCUGUACCGCGCCAUCAAACAGCAGGUGGACAAGGGCCCGGUGGACGCAGUGAGCAGCGAGGCGCGCUACUCACUCUCCGAGGAGAAGCUCAUCCGGCAGCAGAUCGACUUCACCUACAUGACGGUGUACGUGUCGAUGCCGACGCAGACGGUGUACGUGUCGGGCCUGGACCCGCACCAGGACAACGUCGACAUCCCGGUGCGCGUGCUUAACACGGACACCAUCAGUCAGACCAAGGAGAAGAGCCUCGACUCCAUCUACCGCUCGACCCCCUUCUCCAUGCGGCCGCGCAAGGAGGACCUCGACCUCGAAUGGCGCACGGGCAACUCCGGUCGGCUGAUCCUCUACGACGAGGACUCUACCACCAAGAUGGAGGCCGGCUGGAAGAAGCUGAACACUCUGGCGCACUACCGCGUGCCGGACGGCGCGCUGCUGACACUCGUGCCCAAGCAGAGCUCGCUCUACAACGUCAGCAUCCUGUCGGAGAAGUCGGACAAGUCGCACAAGUACGAGACGCUUAACCUGACCAAGUACGGCGCCCAGAGUCCGCCCCUCAGCCGAGCCAUGAGUCCCACCAACCAGGAGAACGGCAUCAAGGUGUGGCACCUGGUGCGCCACUCCGAGUCGGAACAGCGGGACGGCGAGCGCGGCAACAAGAUGGUCUCCGAGAUCUAUCUGACGCGCCUGCUGGCCACAAAGGGCACGCUGCAGAAGUUCAUGGACGACCUGUUCGAGACCAUCUUCAGCACGGCGCACCGCGGCUCGGCGCUGCCGCUGGCCAUCAAGUACAUGUUUGAUUUUCUGGACGACCAGGCGCUGCAGCACGGCAUCCUGGACCCGGACACGGUCCACACGUGGAAGAGCAACAGUCUGCCACUGCGGUUCUGGGUGAAUCUUAUCAAGAACCCCAACUUCGUGUUUGACAUUCACAAGUCGAACAUUGUCGACUCGUGUCUGUCGGUGGUUGCGCAGACCUUCAUGGACUCGUGCUCCACCUCGGAGAACAAGCUCGGCAAGGACUCGCCGUCGAGCAAGCUGCUGUACGCCAAGGACAUCCCCAUCUACAAGGAGUGGGUGACCAAGUACUACGACGACAUCAACCGGAUGCCAGCCAUUUCCGACCAGGACAUGAAUGCCAUGCUGGCCGAGGAGAGCCGGCUGCACCAACAGGAGUUCAACACCAACUGUGCGCUGCAUGAGCUGUACGCGUACGCCGACAAGUACACCGGUCAGCUGAUGGCCAACCUGGAGGAGGACGAGUUCUCCAGCCGGCAGCGGCUGGCGCUCAAGCUGGAGCAGGUGCACAAGAUCAUGGCCGGCGAGCCGGAUCCCUGACAAUUACAGUCGGGUGUGCUGGAGUGGACCGGCUGGAACGGAGAGUGGCAAUAGGCGCCGCGCGCGCUACUCUGCGCGCCCGCCGACCGAUCUCAGCGGCGCGACGCCGCGCGGCCGGCGCCGGCCGCUUCUGUGUUUCCACAAUCAAAACGGGCACCGCAGGCCGCAGUGGAUUUACUCUCCUUGACGUGCGGCGUCGCAGUCGCCGAGGCUGUCGUAUGUAUGCGCGCGUGUGUGUAUGUGCGCCGGCCGAGCGUGGCGCGGCGCUAGAUCAUUGUGAUACUUAUUCUGAAUAUCAAAUGGUGUUUUCUAUAGCGUGCGAGCGGCCGGGCCGGACCGGCGCGUGCGUGUCUCCGUGUUGCGGCUCGCGUGUGUGUAUGUCGUGCGCCGCCGACGCCUCACUCGUCUGUCGUCCCACUCUAUUGCGUUGCUCAAUCGGCCUGGUAAUCUUCCAAGCGCGGCGGCGGGCCUGGUUGGCCGCGCGGCCGCGCUGCGGCGCCACCGGCGGGCCGAGCGCGCGUGCCGCCGACGGACGCCGGGCGGCGUGAGCUUGCGCCCGUGCAGCGUGUACUUACGUCCUCACCGAUCCCUGUGCCAUGGUGUGUGUACAUAGUGUCUGUAUAGGCUCAGUCACAAACGGAGCAAUACCGCCCCGCACCCUGUGUUGAUAUUGCGUUCAUAUUCAUUUUUCACCGUCGCGCUAUUCGCAACGAAUCUGUUUUUUAUUCCAGUGAAAGCGCGUUGGCAUGAGUACGCAGUAGAUUCGCUCGACGGUAUGCUAUGCUGGCCGCACAGGCUUUGCGCUAUAUGUGCUCAGGAACGGCGGUCUUACGCGAACUCUGAUUGGUUUGGCUCACUCCGCCGCCGUGAGGCGACAGCUAAUUGGCUUCGGCAGUCUGCGUCUUGUAGCUGAUUGGAUUCGGCAGUCUACUUAGCGUUGCUAACUGGCUGAGGCAGCGCACGUCGCCUAGCCGGUUGGCUCGGACGAUCCACGCCGUGCAGCUGACUGGCGGAGGCAGUUUGCGCUGCUGUCUGAUUGGUCGUCACACCCAUUCCGUUGUCGGCGCGGGUCGGUUGAGAUUCGGCACGAGUGGAUUUUGUAACGGCUCGGCGGCGCGUUAGUUGCUUUUUACUGGAUCUAGUCUCAACCACGGCGUGCCCGCCGGCGAUGUUCAUGUACAUUGUGAUUGGGGGCCCGGUCAUCUCUGCUGUACAGAAACUGUUUAUUGUUAUAUUAUGUAUGUAUGUGUUUGUAUUUGUAUUUGUGUACAUCACGCUCAUUGCGUAAAUACAUUUUUCAAUGAAGGUGUA